UUAACCCCUUCUCUCUCUCUCACUCUUUCCCUCUCUCGUGUCUCGGCCUCUCACUCGCCGGCGAGCAGCAACGGCAAGCAGAUCCGACGGGGCGCGCAAAACCACCCUGCAGCGUUCCCCUGCGACAGCCGGUGACUCGCGGCGGUAGUAAAUCCUCGAACGAACGGCAACCUUCGCUAAGGUUCACACGUCAUGGCUCUGCGGACAGUGACUAGAAGGUUUGGAAGUAAAUUUUUGCCAAUGUUUUCUUCUACCAAUCUAUUACAUUCACAUGCUACAAGUUUUGGGUUCAAAGAAGUGCCCGAAGAGGAAAAAAGCCGACUGGUUGGUAAUGUCUUCACCAAUGUUGCUUCAAACUAUGAUCUAAUGAAUGAUUUGAUGAGCGCUGGAUUGCAUAGAUUGUGGAAAGACAGACUCGUGUCCGAGCUAAAUCCCUUUCCAGGAAUGAAGCAUCUUGAUGUAGCUGGUGGUACAGGUGAUGUUGCUUUCAGGAUUCUAGAAAGUAUAAAUGAUAUCAAACGUAGAGCAAUGCAAGAUGUUCGGGAGGAUGAUUUGCAAGAGGAAACUCAAAUAUAUGUUUGUGAUGUCAACCCAAAUAUGUUAAAUGUUGGUAAAAAUCGAGCCAUAGAGAGAGGUCUGGGAGAAGAAAAAUCUCUUAUAUGGGUGGAAGGAGAUGCAGAAGCUUUAAGUUUUCAAGAUAAUUCAAUGGAUGGUUAUACAAUUGCAUUUGGAAUUAGAAAUGUUACGCACAUUGAAAAAGCUCUAGAUGAAGCUUAUAGGGUUCUAAAACGAGGAGGAAGAUUUCUUUGCCUCGAGCUAAGCCAUGUUGAAGCGCCUGUAUUUAAGGAAUUAAACGAGAUUCAUUCAAAAGGAGGGAGAGGGAGAAAGCAACCCAAGGCCAAAGAGAUAGUGUCCCCAAAAAAGGGAUGUAACAAACACCACCCUGAAUCUAGAUAUGACUAUUAUUCAUUCUCUAUAAUUCCAGCCGUUGGAGAGCUAGUUGUAGGUGAUCGGGAAUCUUACCAAUACCUAGUUGAAAGCAUCCGUCGAUUUCCCUCACAGGAGAAGUUUGCUUCCAUGAUUGUCGAUUCAGGCUUCCAGAAGGUCGAGUACGAAAAUCUUGUUGGAGGAGUUGUUGCAAUCCAUUCAGGCUUGAAACUUUAGAACUUAGCUUUUAUAUCCACUUGUAACUUAGAAUUACGACCAAGAGGAUGGUUCUCUUUUCCUAAUCAUCUCAUCCAAUAAUUAGUUAAUGGAUGAGUUCCUAACUAGCAAAUAAGGGCCCGUUGGCUACUUUUAAGAAAUACGUUUAUUUACUUUUAUUUACUUUUUUAUUUUGUCUUUAAAAUUCUAGUUGAGAAUUUUUAAAUUUUGAAAAGAUUGG
Momordica charantia (bitter melon) is the source of this 1384-nucleotide messenger RNA. Its product is annotated as S-adenosyl-L-methionine-dependent methyltransferases superfamily protein. Gene Ontology annotation, biological process: ubiquinone biosynthetic process. Gene Ontology annotation, cellular component: mitochondrion. Gene Ontology annotation, molecular function: 2-methoxy-6-polyprenyl-1,4-benzoquinol methyltransferase activity. Lineage: Eukaryota; Viridiplantae; Streptophyta; Magnoliopsida; Cucurbitales; Cucurbitaceae. The record is from RefSeq and is a predicted model, not a curated record.